CACCGCUCCUUCCUUCAGCUCCAGCUCGUCACAUAAACUCAAUCACAGUCAGACUCAGCUGACCAAUGGCGGAAGGAAGAGAAGGCGACUGGGAAUGCAGUGGAUGCAGAAACCGCAACUACGCCUUCAGAUCCUUCUGCAAUCGCUGCCGCCAGCCUCGUCUCCUCGUCGACUCCAAAACCCCCGCCGACUCCAAAUGGCUCCCCCGCAUCGGCGAUUGGAUCUGCACCGGUUGCACUAACAACAAUUAUGCAUCAAGAGAGAAGUGCAAGAAGUGCGGCCAGAACAAGGACGUGGCAUCAAUGCCGGCCAUUGCUAUGCCCGGAAGUUCUGUUCCGUCCUAUCCGAAUUACUUGGGACGAGGACAAGUGGGACUGGAUCCCAAGAUGAUGAGCUUUGGUGCUGCUCCUCCUCCGCAGCAGCAGCCGUUUCCUCUGAACACCAACUGGCCUGGGGCUGAUAAGUAUGGGGUUCGGCCGGGGUCUGGUUUGUCUGUUGGUGGAAUCCGUAGUGCUGGAGCUCCAUAUGCCAACCCUGGUGGUGAGGUUCCGAAAGGGUUUCGCUCUGGUGACUGGAUAUGUGGCUGUGGGUUUCAUAAUUACCAGUCUCGUACUCAGUGCAAGAAAUGCAAUGCCUUUCCUCCAGCUCUUGGAAUCAAGCGGUUAGCAUCCGAAGAGUUUGUUAACGAUUGGGAUAACAAGAGAUUGAACGUGGGACAUGCAUUUGGGCAGCAUCAAGCUUAUCCUGGGUUCGAGCAAGCGAUAGGGGCCAGAGGUCACCCCAUAGCUGGACCUCAUGGUCAUUAUCCCGGUCUGAACUCAGUCGGGGCUCCCAAUUUUCAAGCCCCCAUGCCAUUGACACAACAUGCAACAACACCAACACUCUUUGGGAAAGGAGCAAAGCAAUGGCGUAAUGGGGAUUGGAUGUGCACAAAUUGCGACAAUCACAAUUAUGCAUCUCGAUCAAGUUGCAAUAGAUGCAAGACGGAAAGAGAUGCAGCUGCUCAGCCAGUCAAUGUCAUAUAGUCUUUAAAACUAAAGUAGUAGUAUGAAUUCUGUUGAAAUAUUCUUUUAGUUUUGCCUCUUGUACUUUGUGUAGGGAAAGAUGAACAAGGUCA
Messenger RNA from Argentina anserina (silverweed cinquefoil), 1117 nucleotides. RefSeq names its product RNA-binding protein involved in heterochromatin assembly dri1. Gene Ontology annotation, cellular component: cytoplasm. The transcript is spliced from 7 exons. Bases 66 to 1025 code for a protein of 319 amino acids. The record is from RefSeq and is a predicted model, not a curated record. Gene Ontology annotation, molecular function: mRNA binding. NCBI's taxonomy places the organism in Eukaryota, Viridiplantae, Streptophyta, Magnoliopsida, Rosales, Rosaceae.